AUGGUGAUUUUCAGGGCACAAGCGAUAACCUUCUGUUUGAGUCGUCUUGAUUUCCUUUUCCUGAACGCUGGCAUUCAACCCUCGUCUGGAUGGAAAGACACCUCGUCCUUCCAAGCUAUCUUCAACGUCAACUUGUUCGGCGUUGUUCAUGGCAUUUCCACCUUCUUGCCAACGAUCAAGGCCACGCCUGAUUCUGCCAUAGUCAUUACCGGAUCAAAGCAGGGGAUCACCAACCCGCCUAGCAACCCUACAUACAACGCAAGCAAGUCAGCUGUCAAGUCAAUUGCGGAGCAUCUGUCGUACGACCUGAAAGAUGCAACAACCAACGUGCAUCUUCUUGUGCCAGGUUGGACAUUCACCGGCUUGAGCCGGAGCAACUCUCAAUCAAGUGGCGAGAAGCCCGCUGGUGCUUGGACCUUAGAGCAGGUUGCCAACUACUUGGUGGAGAAGAUGACUCAAAACGAGUUCUACAUUAUUUGCCCCGACAGUGAGGUUGCCGAGGAGAUGGAUGCCAAAAGAAUAGCAUGGGCAGCAUAA
This is a messenger RNA of Verticillium dahliae VdLs.17, 537 nucleotides long. Its product is annotated as oxidoreductase. Gene Ontology annotation, cellular component: intracellular anatomical structure. Bases 1 to 537 code for a protein of 178 amino acids. The transcript is spliced from 3 exons. Lineage: Eukaryota; Fungi; Ascomycota; Sordariomycetes; Glomerellales; Plectosphaerellaceae. Gene Ontology annotation, molecular function: oxidoreductase activity, acting on NAD(P)H, oxygen as acceptor. The record is from RefSeq and is a predicted model, not a curated record.